CAACGCCGUCAGUCAGCUCUCCUGCGCUCCAAUGGAAUGGCUUGGAUCUAUCAUGUCUCCUUCUUCCUCUUCGUUAUCCUCACGGCGAUUGCGGUUGUUGGAAGUGCUGCGGGCCUAGUAGCUCAGGCUUGGUUCACAGGUGGUCAGAGGCGAUGGGAUGUCGUGAUCGUUGUGGGAUCGUAUAUCGCGUUGCUUGUGAUGAGCACACUAAUCGUUGUCAAUCGCUUAUGGAGCAUACGAGUCGCAUUGAGUCAAAUACCCAAAGCGUACAUACCCGUUAAGGAGGAAGAUGCCCCGAAGGAAGUAUACAAAUCGGUCCAGGCCGAGUACACUCGAGCAAGCCUGAUCGCAUACAUUGCUCGCCCGAGGAACAAAGUUGCACCUGGUUGGGGUACGCCAGGUAAUAUACGCUAA
Molecule: messenger RNA, 414 nt
Organism: Dacryopinax primogenitus
Lineage: Eukaryota; Fungi; Basidiomycota; Dacrymycetes; Dacrymycetales; Dacrymycetaceae
Exons: 3
Source: RefSeq, a predicted model, not a curated record